UGUACUUUGUGCGGUACUUGUGCUGCCUGGCAUAGAAAAAAGCAACAACAACAAUUGCAUAACAAUAGCCAAGCUUAAGCUAGUGGCCCAGUUGAAACGCGGAUUAAACUAAACAUUAAUUCCAAGUGAAGCCUCGCCAUUUAGAUACAACAUUUUCUUCAAUAUGAUGUCCUUUAAAUCGUUUUUGUUGCUUAGCUUAUCACUUGCUGCCAUCGCCGCCUACGCUUACGCCCAGAUAGCCCCCGGCUCGAACGCGUAUUUGCCGCCCACUAAGAACGGCUACGACUAUCCGGAGCCCAAUAAGCCAUUCCAACCUUCUCCGCCCGGUAGAAACGGUGGUUCACGCCCAGCACCACCAGCUGGCCCACGCAACAUUCCCGGUCAGCCAGGCGAUGAUCAUGUGCAUAUGCCCGGCAUGCCGUUCGAAUUCGAGUAUGCUGUCCAGGACCCAGACACGGCCAACGACUACGCGCACAAGGCUUCCAGCGAUGGCGAUGUGGUGACUGGCGAAUAUCGCGUCCAGCUGCCCGACGGACGCACUCAGGUAGUGCGCUACACGGCCGACUGGAAGACUGGCUACCAUGCGGACGUCAGCUAUGAGGGCGAGGCUCAGUAUCCGGAGGGACCAGCAGCUGGCGGACGCGGUGGCGGCGGCGGCGGUGGUGCCGGUGGCUACAAGUACUAGAAAGAGAAAGAGAGAGAGAGAGAAAAGAAGAAAGAGAGAGAUGCAGCAGGGAGCAGGAAACAACGCUCGGUCCGUAUCGCGUUUUGAGUUAUGUCUGUCGUCAUUAUCUUGUUGUGAAUUCCAUAACAAAUGUCUAAACUUUAUGCUAUACCAAUAAAAAUUAUUGAUAAAUUUUGUAUAA
Molecule: messenger RNA, 866 nt
Organism: Drosophila navojoa
Lineage: Eukaryota; Metazoa; Arthropoda; Insecta; Diptera; Drosophilidae
Gene: Cpr50Cb
Product: Cuticular protein 50Cb
Cellular component (GO): extracellular matrix
Source: RefSeq, a predicted model, not a curated record